GUGUUUUCAGAAGCUGCAGGUAAUGCGGCUGCCCCUGCAGCUGCUGUUCCUGCAGAUUUUGCUUUGCUUUCCCGCGCUCCUCUCUGCCUAUGAGGCCCCGGAGGACAAGGAGGACGUCUUCGCCAAGAGGGCGUGUCCCGCCUUCCUGGUUUUCAACAGCGCAGCGUACCUGGAGGACAUGACCGUCGAGCUGCCCUGCCGCUGCAAACCCGAGGAGGCCCAUUCGGUGGUGUGGUACUACCAGAAGCACCUGCGGGGGGACGAGGCCCGGGUGCUGACGGACUUCGAGGGCACCGUGCUGGUGGACUCAUCCCGGGUGGGCCGCGGGACGGACCUGCGGACGCGCUUCUCCAUCCGCCUCUUCAGCCUGCUCAUCUUCCGGGCGCAGGAGGCCGACUCGGGGCACUACCUGUGCGGGACGGCCUCGGGGCAGUUCUUCUACGGCUACGACAUCGACGUGCAGCGGGCCCGGCGAGUGUCCUUCCCCCGCCGCCGCCCAGGGGGCCGCGCCCGUGACCCCCCGCGGCCGGAGAGAGGGGCGGAGGGGCCGUACCGCACGUUCACCAGCUUUUGGCCGUGGUCGGUGUGCGACCGGUGUGGCGUGCGGGGGGAGCAGACCCGGGUGGGGCUGUGCUACCUGCAGAGCGACUACCUCAGCGUCCGCUACGUGCGUGGCCAGUCCUCGCGGGCGGCGGCCCCCUGCGGCUCCGCGGCGGUGCCGGCCCGCUUCCGGCUGGGCGAGGCCCGGGGGAAGGAGGGGGCGGAGCUGGCUGUGCGCGACUGCCACGCCCCCUGCCCCCCGGAGCCCGCGGCGACGGUCGAGCGGGAGACCCUCCUGGAGUUCCUGGGCUACGACGCGACGGCGCCCCAGGCGGCCGUGUACUACCACAACCACCCGGCCGGCUCGGCGCUGGUGCUGGCCUGCCCCGGCGCUCAGCCGCAGCACGCGGUGGCCUGGGACCGGGGCCGGGAGCCGCUGUACCGAGCGCGGCACAUGGAGGGCCUGAACCGGACGGCGCGGGUCUACAUCGACGCCGGGCACCACCUGCACCUCCGCCCCGCGCGGCUGGAGGACAAGGGCUCCUACUACUGCUGGGUGCAGGGCAGGCGGGCCGCCGAGAUCCGGCUGGGGGUCUACCUGCGCCUGGGCCGCACCCGCCAGGUCUCUGACCCCGAGUCCGUGCACGCCCUGCGAGCCCUUGGCUUGUGCUAUGCGGCGUACGCCCUGCUGUUCCUCCUCUACGUCCUGCUCCGGCUCUCCUGGAGGUCUCUCAAGAGGAAGAGGUUGUAGUUCUGGCUGUACUGCGUGUGUUUUUCAUUGAUACUGAAAGGCUGGCAUUUAAAUCUUAAAUAAAAGGCCAUUUUCACCA
Messenger RNA from Anguilla anguilla (European eel), 1370 nucleotides. Its product is annotated as Ig-like V-type domain-containing protein FAM187A. The record is from RefSeq and is a predicted model, not a curated record. The coding region runs from base 23 to 1291 and encodes 422 amino acids. The transcript has a single exon. Lineage: Eukaryota; Metazoa; Chordata; Actinopteri; Anguilliformes; Anguillidae.